AUGACACAGUCUUUUGCGUCUACUUUCGCCGGCCCAACGUCAAAAGAGAGGAAGUAUGACCGCCAGCUCCGACUCUGGGCAGCUAGCGGUCAACAGGCUCUCGAAGAUUCUCGGGUUCUCCUUGUUAACUCAGACGGCCCCGUGGAUAGCGACAACGCACCUCUCACAGGAGUCGUCGGUGUCGAAACGCUCAAGAACCUAGUUCUGCCGGGAAUCGGUGGGUACACGAUCGUUGAUCCGGCGACAGUGUCGGAAGCUGAUUUAGGCGUGAAUUUCUUCUUGAGCGAGGAUAGCCUGGGAAAGUCAAGAGCGGUGGAGACAUGCAACUACUUGCGGGAGCUGAAUCCGGACGUUGAGGGGAUAUGGUCGUCACAGCCUAUCUUAGAAAUUUUAGGACAACAACCUCGCUUUCUAGCAUCCUAUAGUCUUGUCAUUAUUACAGGUCCGAUGAGACAAUCUACUCUACAGAUCAUCUCCCAACGAACACACGAGCUUUCCAUUCCCUUAAUAUACACCCACUCGGUUGGUUUCUAUUGCUCAUUUUCCCUACAACUGCCGUCCGUAUUUCCAGUCGUUGAAACACAUCCAGAUCCAGACUCCAUGCAGGAUCUUCGACUCACAAAUCCAUGGCCAGAGUUACUCGCUGCUGCGAAAAAGGUGGAAAAUCUAGACGCCCUUGACGACCACCAACACGGACACGUGCCGUAUCUAUUACUUCUACUACACUACCUCGAAAAAUGGAAAAAGAGCCACGGUGGAACAUACCCGCAAACCUAUAACGAGAAAACCGAGUUUAGAGAAAUGGUUCGCGGCGGAGCGAGGACGGGCAACUCCGAAGGAGGGGAAGAGAACUUUGAUGAAGCGGCGGCUGCAGUCUUGAAAAGCAUUAGCCCUUGGACUUUACGCAGCAGUUUACGAGAUAUAUUUGAAAUGGAUCAGUGUUGCAACCUCACUGCAGCCUCUGAUAAUUUCUGGGUCAUUGCUCAUGCUGUUAAGGCUUUUUAUAAACGACAUGGUGUAUUGCCUCUCCCCGGGUCGCUACCAGACAUGAAGGCUCAGUCUGCAGACUACAUAUCGCUACAAAACAUAUACAAGUCAAAGGCGCGACAGGAUCUAGCUGAGGUAGUCGCGGGCGUCCGUGCGGCUGAGGCCCAACUGGGUGCUGAUCGAAUAGUCUCGUCGAUUUCGGAAAAGGAAAUUGAAGUAUUUUGCAAGAACGCGGCACAUAUCAAGGUUAUUAAGGGGCGUAAACUUCCCCUCCUAAACGUGGAUGAACCCGAGCAAGAAACAGUGAAGGUUAUCCGGAAUAAUCUCGGAAAUAUAGAGUCUCCAAUAUCGAUAUUUAUCUCCCUUCGAGCUCUCGAUAUUCUUGUUACAGAGUAUCAGGAGGGCAAGUUUCAGUCAGCGCCAUACCUGUUCCUUGACGACCCUGGAAACUGGCAGCGAGCUGUUUCUAAGGUUAUCAAUGCCCUUCAAGCCAACGACUCUGGGAGCGUGGAUGACGAGGCGCAAACCAACAUCCGCAACGCGGUUCAAGAGACUCAGCGUGCUGGGGUAGGAGAGUUACACAAUAUCUCUUCGCUUGCGGGGGGGUUCGUGGCACAGGAAGCUUUGAAGGUGUUGACAAAACAAUACGUGCCACUUGAUAAUACCUUUGUUUUCGACGGAGUUAGGAGUCGAGGGAAAAUGUUUAGACUGUGAAGGACUAAGGACAACGGACAUACUGGGUAUCAAUUUUGAGCUCCUCGGCCCAAAUAAUAUACAUGAAGGUACAGAGUACCCCGUAGAUACAUUGGAUGAUGGCGUUUGUUGUUAUCCGCUCGGCUAAGUAUUUCUGUGCCCGCCUCAUGCUGUCAUUCCCCGGCUUUGAACGCUGUGCAUACCAUGUUCCCCAAAUAGCCACGGUACGGGAGACAUUAUUGGUAGAUACUACGACAAUCGAUGAAGCGCCAGGGGCUU
This is a messenger RNA of Coccidioides posadasii C735 delta SOWgp, 1959 nucleotides long. RefSeq lists its product as uncharacterized. Gene Ontology annotation, biological process: protein neddylation. The record is from RefSeq and is a predicted model, not a curated record. NCBI's taxonomy places the organism in Eukaryota, Fungi, Ascomycota, Eurotiomycetes, Onygenales, Onygenaceae. Gene Ontology annotation, cellular component: cytoplasm. Gene Ontology annotation, molecular function: NEDD8 activating enzyme activity.